Limulus polyphemus (Atlantic horseshoe crab) is the source of this 4020-nucleotide messenger RNA. RefSeq lists its product as uncharacterized. The record is from RefSeq and is a predicted model, not a curated record. Gene Ontology annotation, cellular component: nucleus. The transcript is spliced from 13 exons. Gene Ontology annotation, biological process: regulation of transcription by RNA polymerase II. Gene Ontology annotation, molecular function: protein dimerization activity; DNA-binding transcription factor activity, RNA polymerase II-specific; RNA polymerase II cis-regulatory region sequence-specific DNA binding. Lineage: Eukaryota; Metazoa; Arthropoda; Merostomata; Xiphosura; Limulidae. Bases 1024 to 2430 code for a protein of 468 amino acids.
UAUCAUAAGUAUUUUUGUCGUUACAGGAAGUAUAGGACUAAUAAUAACUUAUAUGUUAAUAUUUAAAAAUGACUCAGUUUGUAAAUAACCACGCAUAAGUUACCAUAUUAUUUGUUUUCUAUAAAUCUGUGCUUUUGAAACGUUUCAUGUAUUGCUGAUGCGCACGAUCAGCUAUCGCCUUUGUAUAUAACAAGUUUCAACAUGGCGAAAGAUGGUAAGACGCGUUAACAGCUGUUAAUAUUUAUUGUCACAUGUUGAUAUAUUUUUAAUUAUUUAAUUUACAGAAUAUGUACCCGAACGAAAAUAAAAAUAUUAAAGAAGAAUAUGGACAAAGAAUCAAUUCAUAGUGGCCAUUUUAUGGUGUCUAAGAUUGAUGAAGAAGAAGAUUCACCUGCAAGCCUUAAUGUUCACGAGUCAGCUGAUAGAAACACCAUCUCUGUGGCGUGCCGGCACGUUAAGGUCAGAGGUUAUGACUUCAAAGAAGCAUGCAAAGAAACUUCAAAGAAUUACUAUUGCGCUCCUCGAAGCUCUCAUUCAACAGAAAUUGACGCAUCGUUAACAAAACUUUUCGAUUGUAUGACAUUGGCAUACUGUGUUCUUUAGAAAGUGAGGAUGACUGGUCCAGAGAAGGAGAAAAAUUUGGAUCACUUACUUUUGAUGACAACUUGUUAGUAGAAUGCAGUGAUACUCUCUUCAGUAGUCUUCAUUAUAACCAGCUGUUUGAUUUACCCAACCCUAGAGAAUUUGUUAAAGGUGUGAAUGCUGACUUUAUUCAACCAGGCUUAUCUCAACUUCAUCCUUCAUUUGAUGACAUUAUGGACACGUUGGAACCCCUGUCAGACACAGAAGUUUCCUACGAGUUUGCCCUCUAAUGACCAGAGUCUAUUCACUUUUGGUGAAUUUCAGCUGCGUACCUCAUAACAUUCUGAACUCUCUGACAAGUUUUUAGAAAAUGAUGCAUCUCACAAUAUUCUGGAAUUGUUUCCAUCAGAGAAUUACCAAAUACCAGCUGUAUCUUCUACAAUGUAUUCCUCUUCUGAUCCACAUAAUGCAGCCUUAGAAUUAAUACAUGACAUUAAUCAAAUCACUGAGCAGAAACCUCUUCUUCAAGAUCCUGUUUCUGGGUUUUCUUCUUCUGUGGUAUCGUUUCCUCAUGGUCAGCAGCUUGUUUCUUCUGAAUAUAUGCCACCAUUCAGCAUGUUAUCUAGGCAUAGUCAACAGGGUACAACUUUGACACCUUCUGUGGAGAGUUUAACAUGUAAUAACACACCACAAUCUUUGCAAAAUUUAGGUUUACUUUCUUCUACGUUAAUACCAAAAGAGCUCUCAUUAGCUCAGUACUCUUUUGAUAAUAAAACAGUUGUACUUCCUGGAAUGACCAAUCUACAUUCCCAGUCUUCCAGCACUAAACUUCUUGACAAGUUACUUAACAAGAUGUGUAAUCAAUGUGUAACAAAACCAAUCAAAUCCAACCACUGUAGAGAUAUUAUUAAUGAUUGUACACAGGCUCAACCAUCCAAGAAGACUGACAUCUUUAACACUUCAACUAUAGGAAAUAUUCACCAAGAAGCUCAGUUUGCUAUUCCUAAACAUAUUCCUAAUCAUCAGUUGUUUCCUAAGCUUUCUCCUACUGUAUCAACAGAUAUCGCACUUAGUUAUCCUAUAGCAGCUCAAAAUGAACUUCACACAUCAAGUAAUGUGGACACGUUUUUACCUGACAACAACAAUACUACCUCUUCCUCAAUUGUGUCACAAAAUGUACUUCUGACAACAAAUGUGACACCUAAGAAUGCCAUAAUUCAUCCUGCUUGCAAACAUAGAAAUAGUUGUUUUACCUCGUAUGCUUUUGAUUCUGGGGUCAUCACUAACUCUGCAUCAAAAAAUCUUUAUCUGACAAAGCUCUUAGCUUCAGGUUCUAAGAAAUUGUCUGAUACUCAACCAGAAGCAAAGGACUUGACAAUUGGAAAUACAAAACCAAAUAUUACAGUGCUUUCAUCAGGGCCUUCUUCAACUGCUCUUAGUCCACAAACUUUUUUUCUGCCAUCAGUUGCCUUCACCAAGGCAGUGGCUGUCAGUGAUUGUCAACGUAACUUAUUAGUGGGAGCAGCCAGUCAAGCUUUAACUGGUCAACCAUCUACAAGCAAGCUUCCACAGUCUUCUAUUUGUAUCAACAGUUCAAAAAACUCAGCCAGAAAGCUUUCAUCAACUGUGAAUCUUGAUAAAGAUGAGUGGAAGAGAGUCAAUAUGUAUCACAAACCAGGCAUUCAGUGCAGCAAAAAUUGUAUGAAACAUAAUGCUUUAUUUCUUUCCUGUUUGAAGUCAUUCAUGGACCACAGAGUCAAAUAUAAAGAACACAGACAAGUUAACCACAUUAAUGCAGAACAGAAAAGAAGAUGUGAUAUCAAGGUGCUGAUUACAUCAGAUUUUUAAAAUAUCAAAAGCAAAAACAACAGAAAGAGAUCAAGGCUCUUCAGAAAGACAUCAAAAGCCUAAAUUCUGAUAUAAGUUUAUUUCAGAGACAGUUGCCAGACACUGGAGCUCCAGUAACCUGCUCUCAAAAAAACAAAUUGAAAGGAUUCUUUGAAGAAUAUGUUCGGCAAUGUCCUCUUCAAAACUGGAAGUUUUGGAUCUUCAGUUUAAUAAUGGAACGUCUCCUUGAAACUUACAACAGUACUGUUUCUACUGCUAGUGUGGAUGAACUCUGUCAAACUGUUUUGGUUUGGCUAGAUCAACAGUGUUCUCUUUCUGCUUUAAGACCAAGUGUCCUGAGUUCCUUAUGCCACCUCAGUAUUUCCACCAACAUCUUGUCAGAUCCCUCUAAAAUUCCAGAUGAAGCCACAAGAGCUGUUGUCAGAAAAGAAAACAAUGUAUAAUUCAUUGCAAGUAGUGGCUUUAUAACUGUAUUAGAUAUCAAUGCCUUUUUGUUUUUCAAGGUUUGCAUAAUUUCAAUGUUUUGUUUAUAAAACACUCUUCUAAAUGUCUCGUUAUUCAUCAAAUAUAAUAUACAUAUAUAAAUGUUGAUAAAAUUAAAAGAUAACUGAAUUCCUCUUAAGUGGAUAUAUUUGAAUUUCUUAAUGACAAAUUGGAGUACAAAUUUAGAAUUUUCCAGCUGGUGACACACGCUUUCAUUAAGUCAUUUAUUGGUUGCUCACUUUAAAUGCAUGUUUAUCAGCAUUUAUUUAUCAUAUAAAAGCAGAAGAAAUAUCAAAUGCUAAGAUCCUUCUAGUCAUAUUAGUGUGCUCAAACAAAAAGCUUUUUCAAUCUUGUAUUUUUGUUUGUUCAUUAUGGUGAUGUUCAAAAUAACUUUUGCUAGGACAGCUUAAAAUGUGACAUCAAAAGAUGUGUAAAUCUAUUGAAAUCUUCAAAAUAGGAUGAUGGUUGCAUGUAAUCAGUCUAUAUGGUAGCUACUAUAAGACUUUCAUAGCAUUUAACAUACUUGUGUGAACUUAAAAUAUCAUAUAAAAUAACUUAUGUAAUAUGACUAAAAAUAUCUGCCUUAGAGGUGAUGUUAGUUGAAUAUUAAAAUUCAAAAAGUGAAAACAAUGAAACUUUGAAUUAAGAGUAUAUGUUAAUAUUACUAUUUUAAUUAGGAAUAUUAUGUACAUAUCUUUUUAAUAUUACUUUUGUAAGAAAAGUGUCAAAAACUUCUUGUAAAUUAAUGGCUUGUUAGAACUCUGUUAUGUUUUUAUAAAUUUUGUUUUUAAUAUUUCAAAGUAGGAAAAUCUAAUUGUGAUAAUAUCAGACAUUAUUUGACUUAACAAUGAUAAUGAAAUGAGUGGGUGUUUGUAAUAUCAAGAAAAGAAAUCUGUCAUAUUUUAUUUAAAAAUCUAAUUUUUUAUGCUAUGAAGUUUAAAAAAUUUGAACUGCCCUAUUUUACCUAUUGCAUUUUCUUUACCAUCUGGUUUUGUACACACUAUUAUGAAUGAUAUCAUUUCACAUUUAGUUACAAAACACAAUUAAAUGCUCUUGUAUUGGAACUCUUGAGACAAAGGAGUCUUCUUCUAAGACAAAAAAAAAAAA